Messenger RNA from Drosophila busckii, 2535 nucleotides. RefSeq names its product homeobox protein 5. Lineage: Eukaryota; Metazoa; Arthropoda; Insecta; Diptera; Drosophilidae. The transcript has 6 exons. Bases 659 to 1996 code for a protein of 445 amino acids. The record is from RefSeq and is a predicted model, not a curated record.
UUCUCGUGAAAUUUGACAAGUGCAAUUAUCGAGCGCAUCAUUUUUGUGGUCUGCGUUUUGUAUAUAGCUUCAUCAACUUGUUGUUGUGUGCGCCUGCUGCACUGUUGUUGUUUUUUUGGGUGCUAAUAUUUUGUAUGUAUGUGAAAAAAUUCUACAAAAAUUUUGUUGCGGAAAUUGAGUCUGUUUCUCUACUACUGUGCGCGCGUGUAUGUGUGUAAAAGAAAAGGUGAAUAGCAAAAGGCGCAGUUAGCUUUAGAAUAUUCACACACAUUCCGUAUGCAAGAAUUGUCGUUGUGACGUCGACGUCAACCGCGCUGUGCUUCUGCGUCCGGUUUAAAUUCAAUCAAGCGUUGAGCAAUAAAAAACAAAAGCAAUAGCUGUAUUUUUUUUAUUUUAUUUUUUUGGUUCUUUUCGGCAAAUUAAGUGUUGCGUGCAUUCCCACUGUGCGAUCGUGCUAGAGAGCUGAGAGUGCAUUCAACUCUCAACGCGCGCUCUCCCUUUCACACACACACACACACUCACAUGCUAGCCCUGGCCCUGGCCAGAAUAAGGCAAAAUGCAACAUUGAAUCAGCAAGAAACGCUAACGAAUCUCAGUUAACGCAAGCGAAAGGCUAGUUUAAUCAAAUUAAAAAAAAAAUAAAUAAAACUAAACCGCAAUGCUCGCCAAUGUGCCGUCAACGUCAACGUCAGGCGGCGGCGGCGGCAUCGACGGCGCUGCCUUGGACGAUGAGCGUACAAGGCUGUUGAGCAGCACGCCAACGCCGCCGCCGGCUGAAGUUACAGCGAUGCCAACGUCUACGACUACGUCAACGUCGACGCAUCCGUCCCGCCAACAGCAGCAACAGAAUAACCGCAAUAAUAAUCACAGCGCCAAUAACAACGACAACAAUGGCAAUAAUAAUUACAACAACAACGACAACAAUAGAAGAGACGACGACAUUGAUGAUUUGUCCGAGGAGACAACAACGGCCACAAUAACAACAACGGCCAAUGCGGUCAACGAUUCUAGCGAUCAAAAUGAUAAAUUUAACCGCCCGCCCACAAAUCAAAAGAAGCCAAAGCUCAGCAAGCUCGGCACCAAAAGUGUCGGUCUUAAACGCGUUUCGUUUGGCUCCUCAAAGGGUUCCAUGGUGGAGACUUUGGUGUUUGAGACACCCACGCCGCUCUCUGAGCAUGUGGAGCCUAGCUUUGGUUUUGAUGCGGCCGAUACUGGCGCAGCCGCUGGUCAGCUGCCGUCGCAGUCAGCAUUUAUAGGCACGCAUUUACCGUUAAUUAGCAACAGUUAUGUUGACAAUGCUAAGGCAAAUAUGGAUGAUAGCGGCAUAGAGGUGCAAGAAGAAUCGGAGCGCUCGAUAGUGCGCGUUUCAAUUUACCAAAGCAGUCAACCGCAACAGAUUUGUCCACCAGCCGAAUAUACAUUAACGAGUUUCACAGAUAACUUAGAUAAUACAUUUAGUAGCUACAAUUGUAACAUAGAUUAUAAUACAAUGGCGACGGCCACAAUGCAACCGAAUAUUGGUCUGGGAGCUGCCUACGAUAGACAGCAAAGCACCGAUUCCGGUUGGGAUAAUCCCUUUCGUCCAGGCGGCGAUCUGUCCAGAGAGGCUGAUGAAAUUGUUAAUAUGAUACGUGGUGGCAAGCCCAUUACGCCCACAGAAGAUCGUACAAUAGGCAAUGGCAACGCACAACAUGGCGAUGAGAAUAACUGCAAUGGAGCUAGCACUGUUGUAGGCGAGAGCGUAACCAAAACAAAUCUUUCGCAGAAUCAAGCGACAGCACAAAACGGUACAAAUUCCCACGGCAGCAAAGGAGCAACAGGCGGCGUUGCAACAUCAACAGCAGCUGGCGGCGGUGGCAAGGGAGGAGAGAGCAACAAUGGCGUUACUUCGCAAGCUCAAGUCUCAAAGCAAGUGGUACCUGGACCAACUUCGGCUAGUCAUGUGGUUAUCGACGAGAAGAAGAACAAGAAAAAGGGAUGUUGUGUGCUGCAAUAAUCAACAUACAACAACAACAGCAACAUCAACAAGGACGCGUUGAAGUCAAAGCAGAAAUGGAUUAGCGAGAGAACACCGAAUAGACAAACAAACAACAAACGACUAGAAUGUAGCGACUAUGCAAGAGAACAGAAGUAAGGAGGCGGAACAGAGGAGGGCCCCGCCCGGGCCGGAGCUAGUAGAGUGCGCGGCGGGUUGCAAAUUUUUUGGGGCUUAUCAUAUUUAAUGUUAAUGUUAAAAGCUAAUUUUUGGGGGUUAAGCGGUAGGACGAUGUGAAAAUCUGUAGGAGAAGAAGAAGAUGCUGUUGAUAUUUAGAAGCUGCUGCAUUAAACGCUUGCUUAUUAUACAUACAAAUACAAAAGAAAAUAAUCAAACGGACCCAAGCUCUCUGAACAGAACAGAACAGAACAGAACCAACAAUAGAAACAGUUACCGUAACAAUAACAUCAGCUGUUAUUGCUUAAAAGCUCCAUAGCUGUCGCUGUCUAACUCACAUGCAGCUUAUAAAUAUUACAAAAAACAAUUAAAACUAUAAUAUA